AUUUCAGUCUGCUAUCGCAUCUCAACCUGAUCGGCUUCAUGCCAUAAUAUCUGGAACCCCCCAAUCUCAAAUCUCUGAAUAUACUUUUCCAUCCAUCGUAGUAUACUAUCAGCCACCAUCUCUAUACGCCUAGCCAUCGCUGCAAUUCACCAUGGCAGCGCGAGCGUCUUCCAUACUGCGCCGCUCCUUAUUAUAUGUACCUGCGUCUUCCCAAAAGAUGCUCACCAAGUCCCUGGGCUUAACAACGGACAAUGUCACGUAUGAUUUGGAAGAUUCUGUAACCCCCUCUCAAAAGGGCAAUGCUCGGAAUCAGUUGAAACAACACUUAUCUGGCCUCAAACUGCGCCCUUCCACCAUUUCGGAGCUUGCCGUUCGAAUAAAUGCAGUUUCCACCCCAUUUGCUCUCGACGACCUCAGUACGCUGGCAUCGGCGGAUCGCGUUGAUGCUGUUGUUGUGCCCAAAGUCAACUCAGCUGCCGACUUGAUGUUUGUCACCGACGUAUUGCGGCAUGUCGCACCAGCGCGGCAUGAAGAUGGCGCAACAGAUCCUAUCAAGAUCAUAGCGCUUAUCGAGUCUGCACGAGCAGUCAUGGACCUCUCAUCCAUUUGCAGAGCCUCCCCCUUUCUCAGCGGCUUGAUAUUCGCUGCUGAGGAUUUCGCACUUGAUCUUUCUAUAACAAGAACACCUUCAUUGACAGAAUUUCUCUAUGCAAGAUCGGCCAUUGUCACAGCAGCUCGAUCGUAUGAACUGCCAAGUGCCAUCGAUUUGGUAUGUACCUCUUAUCGAGGUGAUGACGGCCUGCAGACACUGGAAGAGGAGUGUAGAGGUGGAAAAGCCAUGGGAUUUAAUGGGAAACAAUGUAUACACCCCGGACAGCUAGAAACUGUCCAACGACUGUUUGCCCCUGACAUCAAGGAUGUAGAGUGGGCUGUUCGCAUCACUAUUGCCGACGAAAAGGCAGCAGCCGCUGGGCGUGGUGCGUGGACGCUGGAUGGGAAAAUGAUUGAUGCUCCAGUGGUUGGCAAGGCCCACGCAAUAGCUGCCAAAGCAGAACAAUGUGGGGUUGAUAUUCAAGACCUGAGAGCCAAGUGGAAAGAUCAAGAGCCAGAGUAGCGACAUCCAAUAUCAGCAGCCAUUCUUAGAAA
Messenger RNA from Trichoderma atroviride IMI 206040, 1146 nucleotides. The record is from RefSeq and is a predicted model, not a curated record. Lineage: Eukaryota; Fungi; Ascomycota; Sordariomycetes; Hypocreales; Hypocreaceae.